GGAACUUUUCAGAAAUAACAUUCAGACAGUGGCUGCCAGCGCGAGACCCCCUUGCAUUGGCCAAUCGUACCACCCUUGAUUUUUUUGGGGUAUGGAGCGACUGUGAUCCAGUGUUAAAGUGUUUUUUUUCGUUAAAUAAAGGGAAAUUGGGGUUUGCGCUCGGCGCGGAAAAAUUUUGAAAUUUUCGCUGAAAUAAGGACUUCGAAUCCGCAAUGAAGCAAACGAUUUUCGAAAGGUUCCCCAUGGCCUAUCCGUUCUAUGUGCUGGCUGUGGUGUCCAUCGGCUACGUGCUUGGAGAGUUAGGCCAUUACCUCAUCGGAGCUACCUCCAGGGCUGUAGCCACGGAUCUGCACUACGGCGACAUCGCCUGCCAGCUAAAUUCCACAGAAUUUCAUCUCAACCAGCUACCGGUACAAUGCUCAUCCGCCAACAGUUCCGAGGUAUGUCUUUCUCUCGAGCUGAACGGAACCAAGUACUGCGAUUGGUCGUACAAUGGGCUCGGUUUGGACUAUCAAAUCCUGGCUGGUCCGGCCUUCAUAGCAGUCUUCACCAUCAUGGGCGUUGCUAUAGGUUUUGCCGCCGAUAAGUUCAAGAGGGUCAGGAUGCUGACGAUAUGCACGAUCGUGUUUUCCAUAGCGAUGAUUCUGACUGGAACGGUGACAGAAUAUUGGCAGCUGGUCGUGCUGAGGAUGAUUCUAGCUGCAGGGGAAUCUGGAUGCAACCCUCUAGCAACAGGUCUUCUGACUGACAUCUUCCCUGAGGAAAAACGUGCUCUGGUUAUGUCCAUUUUCAACUGGGGAAUAUACGGAGGCUAUGGUCUAGCCUUCCCGGUUGGCAGGUAUAUCCCUCAGCUCAACUUUUUCAAUGCAGGAUGGAGGGUAACCUAUUACGGGGCUGGUGUCAUUGCCCUAAUAGUUGGUUUCAUCACAUGGUUGACCCUGAAAGAGCCACCAAGACAAGCUAUCGGUGAAACUGCCAACAAUCAGAGCGAAAAGAAGGUUACAAUUUGGAGGGUUAUCAAAGAUCCGAGGAUAAUCAUGCUUUGUGUGGCUGCUUCUAUCAGACACUGUGGUGGCAUGUGCUUCGCCUACAAUUGCGACUUGUAUUAUCGACAAUAUUUCCCAGAUUAUGACCUUGGUUGGUGGUUAUUCGCUGUGACAGUUGGAAUUGGUAGUGUCGGUGUUGUUGCUGGUGGCAUCAUAUCCGACAAAUUCGUAGCCAAGAUGGGUAUCCGUUCCAGGGUGAUGGUCUUGGCUGUAUCCCAGAUAAUAGCAACGCCGACGGCUUUUGGCAGCGUGUAUUUCACCCCAACAUGGGCCAUGGUAUCUCUGGGAGUUUCCUACAUUUUCGCCGAGAUGUGGUUCGGCAUCCUAUUCGCCAUCCUUGUCGAGAUCGUGCCUCUGAAAGUGAGGUCGACAACUGUUGGGGUAUUCCUGUUUUUCAUGAACAACAUCGGUGGUAAUCUGCCGAUUUUGGUGGAACCAGUUUCCAAGGCCAUUGGUUAUAGGGAGUCCUUGUACAUCUUCUACGCCGGGUUUUAUGGAAUAAGUUCUAUACUCUUCCUCUUCACUUUAUGCUUGAUGGAAGGUCCAAAGCCAGCAGAUGUUCCUGCCACCAUGCCAAACAAACACUUGAGCGGGGUAGACAACGUGGUCUUCACCACUGCAGACGAAAGAGGUCUACCAACUAUAACUUCGAUGGUUUCCAAUACAAGAAGACCAACCUUGAGAGAUAGUAGGAUGUAACCCAAGGAUGUCCCAUGGAAAAACUUGUGGUGUGGACCUAAGUUCAUACCUUCAAGAUCGUUGGAUAGAAGCUGUGAUGUAAAUAUAUAAUAUAUUUAAUUGCCUCAGGGGUGGAAGCCCUGUUUAUGUAUAUAAAUUCGAAGAUAUAAUAAAUUGUUCGAAAAUUUUA
Coccinella septempunctata (seven-spotted ladybird) is the source of this 1914-nucleotide messenger RNA. Its product is annotated as putative metabolite transport protein HI_1104. Gene Ontology annotation, biological process: transmembrane transport. The record is from RefSeq and is a predicted model, not a curated record. Lineage: Eukaryota; Metazoa; Arthropoda; Insecta; Coleoptera; Coccinellidae. Gene Ontology annotation, cellular component: membrane. Gene Ontology annotation, molecular function: transmembrane transporter activity. The transcript has 6 exons. Bases 213 to 1745 code for a protein of 510 amino acids.